This is a messenger RNA of Xyrichtys novacula (pearly razorfish), 8863 nucleotides long. Lineage: Eukaryota; Metazoa; Chordata; Actinopteri; Labriformes; Labridae. The record is from the annotation of a GenBank genome assembly.
AUGGAGUCACUUGAAGUCACUGCUGGGGUGAAAAGCUCUGCCGAGGGUCAGGACAGAAAUGUUGCACAGAAAAAAUGCACUUCAGAGCCAGCGCGGGCUAAAAGGAGUCCGUCUGUUGAAUCAGAAGGCAAGGGGUGGCACCAACAACUGCAGGAAGGCCAGAGAAGAGACUUGAGUGGUUUCAAAAAAAUGUCUGACUCAGGGAAAUCACUGCAAUUAGAAGAUCAGCACUCCCAAAUCCAGUCCACAAGCCAUCAAGACCACGAGGUGUCUCCGUAUCCAGUGCAGUCCACAAAACAGUUUCCCAGCGGCAGACAAAAAACUCUAUGCCAGUUAGGUUCAGCACCGUCACCAGGACCUGCGUCUCACAGGAAGUCCGCCGGUUCACCUGAAGUCCAACAGUGCUCUCAUUCAGGGAUGGAUCAGCUGUCAGAGACUGUGAGCAAGGUGGAACAGAAACCGCAGAAGCCCGGGAAGUAUGUUUGCGAUUACUGUGGGAGGGCAUGUGCCAAACCCAGUGUGCUCAAGAAACAUAUUCGCUCGCACACCGGGGAGCGGCCCUAUCCGUGUGUCCCUUGUGGGUUUUCCUUCAAAACCAAGAGUAAUUUAUACAAACACAGAAAGUCCCAUGCUCACUCAGUCAAAGCUGGAACAGUGCCACUCUCAGAACUUGGUUCUUACAAUGCCAAUACAGACCAGGGGUCUUUUGAAGGGGAAGGAGAGUUAUUCUCUGAUGCUGAGCAAAGCACGGACACGGACGAGGACACUCUUAAUGACCCGCUGCUGCUGCUGGACUCUCCAGUGGAGGGAUCAGAUAACACUGCUGUAAAAGUACUAAAUCUCAUUGCUCAGAAAAAGGGAGCCACGUCGAUGUCGGCUCAGGAUGGUUCAUCCCAGACCCAAGAAAUCAAUGCACCUCCUGCUGCUGCUGAGGCUAGCCGUGCAAUUCAAUCUUGCACCAUCAAACAGAGACUCGCACUUCGGCUGUCUGAAAAAAGAAGCAGCGACUCGGAGCACAAUCUGUCCCUACCGAGUCAGUCUAGCAAGGGCAGCACGGACUCUGGCUACUUCUCACGCUCUGAGAGUACUGAGCACCAGACUGGUCCUCCCAACACCAACGCGAAAUCCUAUCAAGAAAUCAUGUUUGGAAAGUGUUACAGACCGAGCCCUAAACAGACAGCAGCCUUUGUGGCCUGUAGCACGGACUCUGUUGAGUUUACCACAAAACGGGCCGAGAAAGGUGUUUCCCGAGUUUUUACCCAAGAAAAAGACACCGUUGAGUCCAUCAAGAUAAACACUAAGUCAUUCACGAGAGAAGAGCUAAAAGAACCCCAGUUAGAUUCUGGCUCUGAUGUGGGGCUCCUGAUCAGAAGCAACUCGAUGCCAACAGCCUCCGCGGUUUGUCUGACCAUGCCUCAAGCUCUUCGAGGCAGCCACUCCUUUGAUGAGAGAACAAGCACUGGAGGCAACAGAAGACUCAGGCGGCAAGCUGCUUUUGAGCUCUCUGCACACGAAGGCCACACAGACACCGACACCGGCCAUGGAAAGAUGAGCGAGGGUGGCAAUGCACCUUCAGGAUUGGAAAUGGAAAGUUUUCCCUCUGCGGCAACUAAUAUGAGCCAUCAGAGACAUGCAAUAGAACUGGCAACCAGGAAGCGUCGGAAAGAGAAGAGGGAAGAAGAAGAUUUACCAGGUCAAUACGAGGUUCACCAUGAACAGAGUGAAGAAAUGUUAGAUUUGAGCAAAGACUAUGAUUCAAAACAACCCGUGGGUGGGCUUAUGGCUUUAGGGAAAGGACGCUCUUCGAGUAUGCUAACACAGGUGGACAAGUGUGACAUGGACAUAUCACUCAGUCUUGAAAUGUCUGGUCGAAAAACCUUAGGGAACGUAAUUUCUGUUAUCCAGCAUACAAACUCGAUAAACAGGCCCCUCACUGAACAGGCCGAUUCUUACAAGUAUCAAGGGCAGAGGCUGGAGAGUAUUUCAACAUUUCAAGCUAUGGACGCAAGUGAAUCAUAUGAGAUGGACAGGACCGAGAGUGGGCUCAGGCAGUCGUUUCAAAUAGGCCCCAAACUUGUGCGACAGCCCAACAUUCAAGUCCCUGAAAUUAGGGUCACGGUGGAGCCUGACAGUCCCGAAAAAGCUCCAGAGGUGCAGGUGAAGGAGCCAGAGAAGCACGUGGAGGAGUUUCAGUGGCCUCAGAGGAGCGAAACUUUAGCACAAUUCCCUCCGGAAAAGCUCCCUCCAAAGAAAAAAAGGCUUCGCUUAGCUGAUAUCGAGCACUCCUCCGGUGAAUCUAGUUUUGAGUCUGCCUGCACCAGUCUCUCCCGCAGCCCGAGUCAAGACAGCAACUUAUCAUACAGCUCCACCUUCUCGUUUGACAGGGAGGAUAGCUUGAAGUCAGUCUCUCCAGCCAGGCAGGAUGAAUUUGGCAAACCCCUAGAGCUCUUAGCUGUGCCAGGGAGCGGGCACUCCCUCUCUGUGCUUAACCAGCGUCAACAACAUGAAAUGAGACGCUCCUCCUCAGAGCAGGCGCCUUGUAACUUGCGCAAGGAGUUCCCAGAGGUACGCAGCAUAUCAUUUGACUAUGGCAGUCUUUCUCCAACAUCCAAAGUUAGACACGUGGACAUCAGUGUCGGGCACUCGGCUGGGAGGGAAAGAAGGAGGGGAAACUUGGUGCGGCAGGAGUCGUUGAAUAUGGACACUGAGGUAACACAAGUCCCAUCACAAGUGUUUCCGCAGCACUUCAGCACCACGUCUCCCCCAUUCACAGCAGUUGCUGUUCUGCCACAGACUUUGCCAAUAUUCUCCACCGGGAAUACAUUUCCCCAGCUGUCACAUCCGAGCCUGUUAGUUCCUGUAAGAAUACAGACUCAUGUGCCAUCCUUUGGCAGUAUCACAUACACUUCAGUAUCACAGAUAAUUGACAAUCAGUAUGACAGUGUUUGCUCCAUUACAUCCACCCCUCAGAAUCCGACUUCACGUCUGUCUGGAAAUUUUGAUUCUCAUAAUUUAUUAGCUCACACAAGGCCAUCUUCCACGCACAACCUCAACGUUGAAGCUCUUGAUCUGUCGUCGGCUAAACUCAAGACCGGCAUCCCUCUCUCUCUGACCUCAAGAACUAUCUCGACCACUAACGCCUCCAGUGGUGGCACAAACAAACGGAUGCUGUCCCCGGCUAGCAGCCUAGACCUUUUCAUGGAGGUCAAGCAGCAAAAACGUGUGAAAGAGGAAAGGAUGUUUGGCCAAAUCGUGGAGGAGCUGAGUGCCGUUGAGUUGGGAAAAUGUAAUCUGAGCGAAGAGAAGGGGCAAAGGUCAGAGAAGCAGGGUGCAUCAACACUUCACGCUCAGGAUGACUCACAUAGGAGUAAAUUUCUCACACUUCAGCAAAAAGUGACAGAGCCAACUGACCACGGGCUUGAGUCAAGUAUGGAAAGUAGCUCCCUGGAAACCAGCUCACCAUCCUUCUCCAUGAUAUCAGUCGGUGAAGUGAAAGAAGCUGGCAUAGACAAACGAGUGCAGAUGGAUACGGUGGCACAGCUGGUUACCAGUCAAGAUAUCCUGAUCUCAGACACGGAGCAUUCAAGACUGUUAUCUCAGUUUCCCAGUCUUCGCACGACGACAGGUGUGAGCUGGUGUUAUCUCAACUACACCAAGCCGAGCUGCUCUCACACCAAUGCCCCUUUCUUCUCUGUGUACGCCACCUGGUGUGUGAGUUCCCACAACCCCAACCCUCUGGAACUGACAACCAGUGCUGCUCUGGCUCUGCUGCGGUCCAAACAGAGGGGAGAAAAGGUUAUAUACACAGUGGCUGCUAUGUCUCAGACGGGGACGGGGAAACUGGUUUCAUCCCUCAUCCUGUGGAGGCAGACCAUGGAACAGGUGAAAGAAUCAUCCCAUUUUUAAAACACAUUUAACGUAUAAAAAAGUAGUAGUUUGGGAGUUAAAGUAGUCACCCCUACACCCCAGCUGCAGCAGUUUCCGGUAACACUUUACAACAACCAUGAUUUAUAAAUGGUAAAAAGAUAGUUUAUUAAUGUAGGUUAAAAGUUUCUUUACCAUUAACAAGCAAUGAAAUUAUGAUUAAUAAUCAUAAAUUAUUAAUGGGCUAUUUUUUAAAGGUUUAUAUAGGGUUUAAAUAUUGGUUGUAAAACAUUUAGAAUAAAAUAUGUGUCAGUAGCGCUUUGUAAAUGAUUAAAAAGUGUUUUAUAAACAACCUAUAAACAUUACUUAGAUGAUCAUUGUAAAGUUAGGGUUAGGUAAAAUUGAUUAUUGUAAAAUUUGUAAUUUGUUAAUGGUCUAUAUGCUAUUUAUAAAUGAUGAUAAAACACUAAUAAACUAUCUGCUUACCAUUUAUAAAUGGUCUAUUGACCAUUUGUAAGUUAUGGUUAGUGUAAAGUGUUACCCAGUUUCCCCCCCUUGGUAGGCUCAAAUGUCAGCUGUAGGUUAACUGUAGAAAAACUUCAAAGUUUGAAGGACCUUAUUACCUUAAAUAAAGAACAUUGCACACUUAAAAUCUUUUGGCAGAGGAUUCAGCUGCUGUUGGCAAGAAAUCAUUUUUCUGCCACUUGAUGUAAUGAGCUUUUUAUUCAUCAGCCGCUCUGCAGUUACCAUGAACAAACAGUGUCUUAGCAGUGGAAAAACUUGAAGGAAGCUCUGCCUCUGUGGAUUGGAUCUGUGCUGAUAAAUAAGACAAAUAAUAAUGUUGUAAAUUCACGGCCAGUAUAGAUCUCUGGUAGUAGAAACAUGGAAACCAACAAAUUAAUUAUUAGUUACCUGUACUGGGUUUCGUGUGCGUCAGCAGAUGCAGUAUAAAUCGUGUUUACAAAACACCCUCUAUACCACUACGUGUGACUUACAAUACUGGAAGCAUCACAUUACAUUGUCGGUGCAGUGUCCAUUAAAAAGGGGGUGUUAACAAAAUGUUUAUUCAUCCGAUUCAGCUGCAGAGGAAACCAGAGCCCAAAGAGGUGGACAUCACUUACGGGAGGAAGGUGAAAGACACCAGCUGCAGAGUGAAAACCACCAAGGAGGAGUGGAAAGAGAGGGAGGCGUCUACAACCCAAACAGUGCCAACACGUAUUAAGAUCUUCGAGGGAGGGUCAGUAAAGAUAUUAGUUGUCAUAACACUUGUCAUUUCUGCUGACAGCGAAUACAGCAGCUAUAUUAGGCUGGUAGUCCCAAUGCUAUGAUGAAGUCUAUGUCCUUCUAACUGAUCACGAUUGUUGUAAGUGUAUUCUUUCUUUUUAAAGUCCAACUCUGAUUGUUUUUUUUUUUACUACUUAAAGUUUUCUAAGUGGUCUCUAAAUUUUAAUUAUGAAGUUUUUUUUCUUUUUUAAACCAAAAAUCACGUCACCUGUGUCGUUUUCAAGGGCUUUUCUCCUGCAGAGCUGCAGUAGAUCAUUUGCAUUUCGCCUCUGAGUCGUGGGCAGAGACAGCGCUGCUCUGCACACUCCUCUUCAUGGUAGCUUGUAACCCAGUUAUGCCAGUGUAGUAGAAGUAGCAGGUAAUAUCGGAGCCAUUCAGCUCUCAGACACUAAUGUCUUAAGGGACACGAUGAAAGUUAAUAUCAUGAUUAGCUUUCUUACGAGCAUUUCUUGCAAUCCGAUAACGCACACGUUUGUUCCGCGAUCAUCUUCCCUAUUUCUCCGAGUCUGGCUAGCAUAGCGGGGCUGCGGGGGCGGAGCUUGCAGUUGUAACGUAGGAAAUCUCACUAUAUCUGAAUGUGGAAAUACCCAGAAAUGCAAUUUCACACUUAGUUUUCUCGUAAUGUGUCCUGUAGCAUUAGAAAAAUGCCAUAUGAACAACAAGAGGCAACAAGAAAAAUGUGAUUUUCAUUGCACUGGGUCUUUAACAAAACUGUACUUAUUGUUCAGGUUUAAGUCCAAUGAAGAUUAUGUGUACGUGAGAGGUCGAGGACGGGGCAAAUAUAUUUGUGAAGAGUGUGGCAUUCGCUGUAAAAAGCCCAGCAUGCUGAAAAAACACAUCAGGACACACACAGACGUGAGACCAUACAUCUGCCGGGUGUGCAACUUUGCAUUUAAAACUAAAGGUAACAUAAUGGCGGUCCAUGAGUCAUUGAUUUACAAAUAUUUUGACCCUAAUUUAGAAAACAGUCUAACCUUUUAUUACUCGCUCGUUUAUUUACAGGAAACCUGACGAAACAUAUGAAGUCAAAAGCCCACAUGAAGAAGUGUCUGGAGUUGGGAGUGUCAGUGACUCUGGAUGAGACAGAGAUACAGGAACAUGGUGAGUCACUGUCAUACGUUCUCACAGGUGUAUGAAUCACAGCUGAUAAGAUCCGGCUAAACCUCUUCAUCUUUUUCAGUCGAAGACAGCCAACAAGAAUCCAAGACAGAGGUGGUGGUCCCGACUAAACACCAGUUCUCAGAUGCAGAAGACUCUGAUGGCAUGGAUGAAGAAGCUGAUGAAAUCGAUGAAGAGGAUGAUGAGGAAGAUGACUACGAAGGCGACUCCACUCCGAAGCUGCGCUCGAGAAGCACGAGUCCUCAGCCCUGCGGAGUCACCUCUCUGUCAGUCACAGCGACCGCUGCUAUCCACGGCUGUUCCCUCUCCUCUCUGCCCGACCCAGAUGUCCGUCAGCAGCCCACCGGUAUGCGAACGGGUCUGAUCCCAACGACGGAUCAGAGAGAGAAGUCUAUGGAUGAGGAUUCUCUGGCUAUGCUAUCUCCAGAGCACGCCAGCUUUCUUUUGGACCCUUAUUCUUCUUGUCUGCUCUCUCCUGGCUGGGAGUCCCCCAUUAGGGAGCCCUCCCCAUCUCGUCUUCGUUACCCGUCCCCAAGAAGAGAAAUCUCCCCACGUGGUCGCUCCUCACCUAGAUGGGAUACCUCCCCGCUAAGGCCGGGUUCGCCCAGCUUGACACCCAUACAGCACCUUUCCCCGGCCUCGAUUGAACGUCCCAUGUCUCCCGGUUCAGAACUCGCAGGGAAGUCCUCAGUUAGAGGUCGGCAAAGAGUGGUGCUGAGGGCGGUUUCGCCACGCAGAGGCUCGCACCAACACAGAGGCAGCGGGGAUAAAAUCAGACACCAGGCGAAGAUGGAAAUGGCUCAACAACAAGCGGCUUUUGAAAUGGAGAUGGUAUGUAUGACGAUGAUACACCUCAACCUCUUUAGGUCAAUUAGCCAAUAAGCAAGGUAUCUCUUGAACCCAGGACAUCAUAAUACCGGUUUCAUCUUACGAUUGUGGCCAGAACUAACUAGUCUAAGGACAGAGCACUUAAUUCCUACAGGCAAUGCCACAACACCUGAUAACAUGUCCCUUUAUCAGAAACCCUGAUAAUUCUAAGUCUCUCUAAACUUUAAACUCCAAAACCAAAUACUGAAAACCACAUCCUCGACUUUAAAGGCAUGGAUGACGAUCUGAGAAGCAGUUGAAAAAAACGGAGCCGUUGAGGCAGAUUUGAAAAAAGCGUCCCUCCCCCCACACACACACCUCUACCCUCGAUUCUCCACAAUAACUUCCCCCCAGAACCUGUAUCGCCCUUCCUACGACACACCCCCCACAAGCCGGCCAGCAGAAGAUCCUACGCUAGCUUCAAAUAGGAUUCAUGCAGGAUUGCGAGUGACUAGCGACAGCUCUGCUAGCGAGCACGGUCUGCAGCUGCCUGGACAGAUACCGUUGAGAUUGCAGAGACUCAUAAGAGUUAUUUAUGUAACAUGUCCCUCGGUAAAAGUCCAAAAUUACCUGUUCAACAAAACUCUGCUGUCUCGGCGUCUGUUUUCAGGCCCAAAUCCUGGCGGAGCUUUCUCCACCGCUUCUAAGGAUGACCCAAUGUUUAUUCGAGUUAGAUUCCUCGCUUGGUCACAUUUCCUCUUCGACCCUGCCCUUUCUUCUGUCGGCUUGUGUUUUCUUCCCACUUUUGGCGGUGGGGCGAGCAGAAGUGGUUUCUUUUUGCGUCCUUCUCCAUCACAGCUCCUGUCGCUAAGCUGCUACGCUACUUUUAGCCGCUCAGGGUGGGAGGGGACAAUUUAGAACUACGGGAGAGGGGUGUGUCGAAUACAGCGAGGUGAUUGGAUGGAGAGGCGGAGCAGGAGAUUGACCAAUACGAGCUGUCCAGGACGGCUGGCUCCCAUUGGUCGAUGUUUUUGCAGCCCUGAACAGAUUUUUUCCAUUCUUUUUCUCUUCACUUUGUGGAGAUCACACUAUAGGACCAUGAUCGCCAUAUAAAAGAGGUUCAUAAUAAUUACCAAUCGCUCCAAUCGUCAACCACGCCUUUAAGUGCUCAACAAUAUGAGUGACUCAAUGAAAAAAUGCGCAACUCUUUGAGGGAGUUACUCAGCCUGCUUUUGUAUGAAGUGUCUUUUGAUCCGUUUUUUAUUGGUUUAUGUUUACAUAAAUUUGAAUGACUCACCACGACCUGAUUUGUGGUAUGUGUGUGAGAAAUCAUCUUGCUGAUAUUGAAACUGCUCCUGACGUUGCCAAUAUGUCGUUUCAGGAUCAAAGGAGCAGCUUGGCCUCCAGUCUGCCUGGCGCUGCCAGUUCUCAUCACCAGAACAUCCUCAGCCACCUCCCACUUCACUCCCAGCAGCAGGCCCAGAGUUUGCUCCCCGUCGGUCCUGUCGGAGGACUCCAGAUGUUACACUCUCCGCCUUCCUCCGGCACUGAUGUCACCCCUUCCUCAGCGCCAAGACCCCAGAGCAGCGAGGGCCAGCGUUGCAGCAGCAGGGAGGGAUUUGUCCAUGGGCUUGAGACGGGAGGAGAGGACAUCAGAGGCCAGGACCAGCUGGCCGCUCAGGAGAAAUCCCUCGACCUCAGUGUCAGGGACAGUGGACAGGAGGAGAAUGUCCAGACCUGCUUGAAAGCCAUCGCCUCAUUGAAAAUCACCACAGAAGACCCUCACUGA